Molecule: messenger RNA, 657 nt
Organism: Trifolium pratense (red clover)
Lineage: Eukaryota; Viridiplantae; Streptophyta; Magnoliopsida; Fabales; Fabaceae
Exons: 3
Coding region: 90-365 (91 amino acids)
Source: RefSeq, a predicted model, not a curated record
ACUCUAUAGUAUUCUCUUCUACAAUUGUCUUCCAACAAUAGAAUAUAUAGGUUUUCAUACACUCUCUAAAAAUAAGCUUUGAGAUCUUUAUGGAGAGGAAAGCCACCUUCCAAAUUGUGUUUAUUCUUUUGAUUAUUUCCUAUGCAUAUGUUGCUGCAGUUCCUUCAACUAGGAUCUCCAUGACCAAAGAGAUGGAUAUUGAUUUUAAAGCUAAGGAGGAUUUGGUAAUAGACAUUAGGAGCAAUGACAAGCUCUUUGAAAUGAAGAAGGAAUUUGAAGAAAGAAGAAUGAUGAUAGAUCUUUCAGAUUACCCUAAUACAGGACCAAAUCAUCAUCAUGACCCAAAAUCUCCAGGAAAAGCAUAAUUCUCUUAAUUUUCAACAUUUUUUGAAAAUUAAGGAUUAUAAUAGUUUGGAUUCCAAAGUUUGCUAUUAAGUCACUAGUCUAUUAGUACUAGAAUCACAUGUCAUCUUUAGGGUAUCUCUAAUUGAAAAAUAUCAUAUUAGUUAAAAAGGAAAAAAAAAUUGAUAUAAAUAAGAUAAGAAAAAAUUAACAGCUAGAAAUGAGAAAAAAUUAUAUAGAUAUGUGGAUUUUGAAUCAAAAAAAAAAAAAAAAAAAUCGAUGGAGAUAGUCAAAGGGACAUGUGAUUUCAAAUAA